AGAAUGAACAGAACAGUAAGGCACUAAGGAGUGGCAAGUGGAAGGAAACAUGAUAGCUUUAAAAAUACUAGUAUUUUUGUGGAUAUGUCACUGUGUUCUUCUCCAAGGUACUGAGCCCAAGGAGAACAGCAGUGUCUUUCUUCCUUCCUUGACAGUUUCCACAGGUAUAUCUCAACUGAUGAUUCUCACAAAAGAAUUCCAGAGUGAAAAAUCAGAUUUUCCCACUACCAUUUAUCCUACAGAAGAGAAAUCAGCAGCAUUAACAAUGGCAGCAUCAGGCGUCAUUAUCUUCAUUGUCAUUCUGGUGGUGAUUGUAAUAAUCCUCGUCAGCAUGGUCAGCAUAAAAUUCAAGUGCCGUCAUUGCAAAAAGGUAACAGAUAAACAGAAACCUCAACAUCCAAUAGUAUCAUACAGCUGCUCGGAUGCUGAUACUACAGCUGGCAAAAAGAAUGUCCUGUUGGUCUCCGUGAAGGACUUAAGUGCAACCAGUAGCAAAAGUCUUGUGAAGGUAAUUACUCAUGAAGAAUAGGGGGAACUAAACACCAGCAAUUUUACUUUUAUUGUACGUGUUCAUGCAGAGAGAACUCAGCAAAGCGUUAAUCCGUUACCAUUUGGAAUAUAACUAUAAGAAGCUGCUUUAUAAUCAGUGUUUUAUAUUUGAAAGCAAAAAGGUAGUUUGGAUCCUGGGGGGCACAAAUAUGGCUUAUAUCUGUAACUGUUUAAAGCAUAUGGGCCUUUCUGCAGGAUCAUAUGGGUGCCCUCUGCAGCUGCUUUGUGAUCUGGAAAAGAUGCAUAUGCUUUAAAAACUUGCUGCAGUCACACUCCUGCACUCUCUGAAGCACCUUUUCAUGUUUCUUUAUGGAGCAUAGCACAGGCCCCAUAAUCAGAUACGUGACCCAGCUAGCCUAGUAUUGUAUACUCAAGAGCUUUCAGGACCUUAGGCAGACUUUCCUAAUAGUUGCUAUCUGAAUCUAUAGGAGAUAGUACCUGGGACUCCUGUUGCAUCUUACUGUUGGGCUAUGAUCAUUUGCUGCUAUAACGUUGGUUGGGCAUGGAAACUGAGAGGGUUGGAUGCAGAAAAAAGCAGCAUAAUAGGGAUUGUGGAAGCAGAGGCUUCUGUUUCUUUCCCCCCAUAAACUUCCAGUCCCCUAAAAAGGCUCCCACCUAUUGAAGGUAGUAGGCUGUAAUGUAAGGGGCCAUGAAAGAGCAGGAGGAUGUUUCCUUCUGCUGUACCAUAUACAAUUUCUUCUUUAGAUUGAGCUGGCUAUUUGAAUUUAUCUUCCUUAAAACAUGUAGCAGGUGUUAAGAUGUAUUUCCAUUUAUCUCUGAGAUGAGAAUCUUACUGAGUACCAUUGGCUUAUUUUACAUUGCACUCACUGGCACAGACAUUUUUCUGUUUAUUUUCAAAGAAUAUCUCCAGAAGAUAGGGAUAGAGUUUGCACUGGUGUCAUUUUUUGAUGCCAGAGUAUCUUUUCUCUUAUAUUCCUGUGUCAGGAGCUUUGGCCUUGAAGCCUCAGUUGCAAAAAUGGAAUGAAAAUUCCUGUUAGAUUUUUGGUGCUAAUUGUUUGCCUUUACUGUGUUUUCUUUGGCUAUUUAUUGGUUUGAUAUUUAUGCAAAAUUUUGCAUCAUUAAAGUUCCUGCUUCAGUUUUGACAUAUAUUUCAUUUCCCUUCCUUUAAACUUCCUUUUGAAUUAAAGAAUCUGAAGUGUAACCAAUGUGCAACAGUGGAACUGAUGGAUUGUGCGCCAUCAAGUAAAUAUUAACACUUAGCAUCCACACAGAUAGAUUUUCUCCAUGACAACCUGUUCCCAAUCUGGUUCUUCA
This is a messenger RNA of Candoia aspera, 1824 nucleotides long. RefSeq names its product endothelial cell surface expressed chemotaxis and apoptosis regulator (gene ECSCR). The transcript is spliced from 7 exons. The record is from RefSeq and is a predicted model, not a curated record. Bases 50 to 529 code for a protein of 159 amino acids. NCBI's taxonomy places the organism in Eukaryota, Metazoa, Chordata, Lepidosauria, Squamata, Candoiidae. Gene Ontology annotation, cellular component: cytosol; plasma membrane. Gene Ontology annotation, biological process: positive regulation of endothelial cell apoptotic process; positive regulation of proteasomal protein catabolic process; negative regulation of angiogenesis.